Solanum pennellii is the source of this 822-nucleotide messenger RNA. RefSeq lists its product as uncharacterized. The record is from RefSeq and is a predicted model, not a curated record. Bases 1 to 822 code for a protein of 273 amino acids. Lineage: Eukaryota; Viridiplantae; Streptophyta; Magnoliopsida; Solanales; Solanaceae. The transcript is spliced from 2 exons.
AUGGAUGGGUGUUCGGGGGAUAAUAAAACCCCGUUCCAUCUUCCUAUUAACGAUAGCACAGCAAUGAAUUGCGGAGAUUUUGACAUGAAGAUAGUUGCCUCCACAAAACAGGGCAUACUCUGUUGUGUUAGAAGAAUUGGAAAUAGAUAUAGAUAUUAUAUUUGUAAGGCAAGUACUAAACAAUGGAUAAAACUACCGAAUCCUAGAGUACGUUUUGAAACUGUUAAAGUUGCCGUCAUUGUGUUGAAAUCGAAUCCCCUGCAUUUCAAGAUCAUAAGGUUGUCAUCACCUCGAACUUGUUAUCAUCAUUAUAGAGUAUUAGGAAAGGAUUACUAUCGUCGUGAAGUUUUUGAUUCAGAGAAUUGGAAGUGGAAGCAAGAAAAGGAUUUGUUAGUCCCUGAAUUAUUGUGCUUUGACAUGUUUGCUCCAGCAGUUCAUGCAACUGGUUUGGUUUAUUUCAAACUACGCGAUGAUCAAGUAAUGGCUCUAGAUUAUAAUGGGGAAGAGGCUUUCCCUAGAUUUUCACUUCCAAAUCAAGCUUUUGAUUAUGAAGAUUAUCGAUAUAACCAACUCGUGGAGUAUAAUGGGAAGCUUGGGUUUACCUGUUUAUCACCACGAGGGAUAGGAGUUUGGGUUUUCGAGAAUGAGAAUUGUGUUUGGGAGUUGAAAAAGGAAGUAGGCAUUGAAAGUAUAAAGGAGGUGACAAAUUUUCCAAGUCCUUCUGGGAUUUAUAAUGCAGACAUUGCUUUGAUGAAGGAUUACUAUAAAGUUUACUUUUACAAGCUGCAAGACAAGAGCUUUAACGAGUCCGCUUUAUUUUAG